Molecule: messenger RNA, 1529 nt
Organism: Osmia bicornis bicornis
Lineage: Eukaryota; Metazoa; Arthropoda; Insecta; Hymenoptera; Megachilidae
Product: cell cycle checkpoint protein RAD1-like
Exons: 6
Coding region: 561-1382 (273 amino acids)
Biological process (GO): DNA repair; DNA damage checkpoint signaling
Cellular component (GO): checkpoint clamp complex; nucleus
Molecular function (GO): 3'-5' exonuclease activity
Source: RefSeq, a predicted model, not a curated record
UGUUGUUUUUAUACUUCAAGUAUAACGUAAAGUGAUAUUUGAAAUAGCUUUCAUGAAUUUGAAUCAGCAGACAGAAACAAAUACUUCAGCACCUAAUAUAUAUGAUGAAAAGUAUAUAGAAUUUGUAAAUAAUGUAUUGAAAGAAACAUCUGAAAGUUAUGAGAAAGAAGGGAAAUUUUUAGACAGUGUACUAUUAAAUCUAUAUAAUAUUUUUGGUGAUAUACUUGAAAGAGCAUUAGAUUUAUAUGAACAAGAACGUGUAACUCAUAUUUUCCCAUCUGAAACAGCUGGAGUAGCACCGCAUAGUAGCAGAAAUAAUGCUAGAUAUUUAGUACAAGUUAAAGGAUUAUCAGGAGUACCAUAUAUUUUCUUUCCUGAUAUAAAUUAUUGUACUUGUGCUUCAUUUAGAUGUCAAGUGUUAAAUGAUAGGUCUUUGUUUACUUGUAAACAUGUUUUAGCAGCUUGGUUAGCAGCAAUUACAAAAGAGAAAUUAUCUUAUCAAUAUAUAACAGAGAAACAAUUUCAGAGUUUGUUGCUAUAUCAGGUUUCAUACAAGCAAUAUGUACCCUGAUCUAGAAAAUUAUAGUUUAGUAGCAAAACUAGGAAACCUUAGAACUGUAGUUCAAUUGUUAAAGGCAAUUAAUUUUAAGGAGAGUGCUACAUGUUUUGGAACUGAAAAUGGUUUAAAAUUAACAGUAGAAGAUGCGAAAUGUAUGCAAGCUAGUGCUUAUAUUCCAGUCAAUGCAUUUGAAGUAUUUAACUUAAAGGAAGAUAUAAUUUUUAGAAUAAAUUUAAAUGUAUUGGUAGAGUGCCUUUGCAUGUUUUGGAGCAACAUAAAUACUCACGGAAGUUCUGUGGCCUUACAGCUUUUUUAUAAAGGUAUUGGACAUCCAGUGAGUAUACUUAUAGAAGAAAAUGGUGUUAUAACAGAUUGUUCUUUAAAAACUCAAGAUCCAGAUGAGUUGUUAGAUUUUCAUCUUGAACCAGAAAAUGUUCUAAAUAAAGUAGUUCUACAAACUGAAUUAUUAAAAGAUAUAUUAUCUGAACUUGAUCCAACUAGUGACUUGAUGGAGUUAUUUCUGUCACCAUCUCCACCUUUUUUUCGUAUUAGUACAGCUGGUAUAGCUGGAAUUUGUCAUAUUGAAUUGCCACAUGAUGGAGAGUUAAUAGAUAACUUUCAAUGUACUUCAACAGCUAUGUCAAGUUACAGACUGUCGCAUAUUAAGCCAGCUAUGAAGGCACUACAAUACGCUAAUAAAGUUUCUUUAAGAACAGAUACAUGUGGACUACUAUGUUUUCAGUACAUGGUAAAAACUGAUGAAGGGCAUACUUGUUACGUAGAGUACUAUGUAAGAAACCAUUUAUGUUUAUGUUUAAUAUAAAUAACUAGGUAUGCAUGAAGAUAAUACAUAAAAAUAUAAAAAUAUCUUUUCAGAUUUCACCUGUGAUAGAUGAAAAUGAAUAAUUUCAUAGUAAAUAAUGGAAUAUUGAUAGGAUUAUAAGUAACAAUACAAUUUUUUACAAUACUA